Messenger RNA from Solanum tuberosum (potato), 777 nucleotides. RefSeq lists its product as uncharacterized. Bases 1 to 777 code for a protein of 258 amino acids. NCBI's taxonomy places the organism in Eukaryota, Viridiplantae, Streptophyta, Magnoliopsida, Solanales, Solanaceae. The transcript has a single exon. The record is from RefSeq and is a predicted model, not a curated record.
AUGGAUGAUUUCAUGUACAAGUUAGUCGUGUACUGCAAAUAUACCCUCAUAGGUAAGUUCCGUACCACCAUGCCAAUGAUAGAACUCAUCAGGAAGAGUUUCAUCCUACAAACUCAGCUGAAUAGGGGGGUCAAUAUUGCACACUAUAAUGCUAGGCAUGUGUUUAUUGAUUUGGAAAACGAACUGGACUAUAACACGGUAUGGACACAACAAAGAAUGACCAUUGAGGGAAAACUCAUGAGAAUACAAGCCUGGACCCCCAACUUUAAGCCUGAAGAAGAAACACCCAUUGUCCCCAUAUGGAUACUGCUGCCAGGCCUACCAUGGCACUUCUUCAAGAAAGAGUUCAUCACACCUCUGCUGGAAUCAGUGGGCAAAGUUCUCUACUUAGAUACAGCCUCCAUUAAACGAACUAGAGCUAGUAUGGCCAAAGUAAAAGUCCAAGUAGAUCUCACCAAAGCUAGAACUCGACAUGUUUGGAUAGGCUUGGAUGAGGAGGACCUCACUAUAGGGAGAUGGCAACCAAUCGAAUAUGAAAAUAUCCCUCCCUAUUUUGCUUACUGCAAGCAUCAAGGUCACAUGAUAGGGGAUUGUAAUUUCAAAAUAAGAGAUGAGGACCUCAAACGUAGAAAAGAAUUAGGAGCAGAGAUGAAAAACAUAAGUAAUAGCGAACAGGGACAGCAAGGAAAUGAGCAUAGACAAGUCAGGCCAAGGGAGCAAGAGGAACAACAACAUCAAAACACCAAAGAAGGGAACAACCAGUUACCACCUGAAUAG